This is a messenger RNA of Rotaria sordida, 1347 nucleotides long. Lineage: Eukaryota; Metazoa; Rotifera; Eurotatoria; Philodinida; Philodinidae. The record is from the annotation of a GenBank genome assembly.
AUGUUUGCCGAACUCGAUUAUUCAUUACCCAAUCCUCAUGGAUCAUCUCAUCAUUUAUCUCGUGUUUUAACUGGUGCAUCUUCGCCUGAUAUUCAACAAUAUUCAUAUUCUCCUCCAAAUCUUAAUUGGCGUUAUUAUUCACUUGAUUUUUUUCUUAAUAAUUUAAAUAUAAUGCCUAAUAACGAUUCAACAUUUCUUAAUUCAACUUUAUCAAAUUAUUCAUCAAAUUCCCAAGAAAAAUUAUCAUCUGAUGAUGAAGCACCCGAUCAUCUUCUUUAUCUUAUUAUUCCGCUUUAUUCACUUGUUUUUGUUAUUGGUACAAUUGGAAAUAUUUUAGUUAUAUUAACCGUCUUUACAGUUAAACAAAUGCGUAAUACAACAAAUGCACUUAUAUUACAUUUGGCUAUUGCAAAUCUCUCAUUUGUACUUAUGUGUAUACCACAUACAAUAUAUGUAUAUGUUGUUCAUUCAUAUUAUUUUCCAAAACUUUUAUGUAAAUUAGCAAAUACAUUAAUGUAUUUAAGUGCAUAUGUUAGUAUUUAUAUACUUGUAUUAAUGUCAAUUGAUCGAUUUCUUGGUGUUGUUUUCGCUGUUAAAUCAGUUAAAUAUCGAACGGAACGUAAUGCACAUUUAGCUGUCAUUAUUGUUUGGUUAAUUGGGAUUAUUUUUGCUUCACCUAACAUGGUCUAUUAUGAUGUAUUACUUGCCGAUUCAAGUACUGAUGCUUGGGUAUGUUUAUUUCGUGGUGAUAGUCCUUUUUUAAAUACAGCUCGUCGUGUAACAGCUUAUUUUUUUGCUUUAUUUGGUUUAAUUGUUCCAUUAAUUGUAAUUGUUAUACUCUAUGGUCUUAUUAUAAAUGUUUUACGUAAAAAUGCUAAAGGUAAACAAGUAGCCAAGGGUAAAAAACGUGUUACAAAAAUGGUUUCAGCUGUUAUAUCAUCAUUUGUUAUAUGUUGGACACCAAUGCAAAUAUAUUUAUUAUAUACACAUCAUAAUCAAGUAACAAUAUUAUUUGCUAUUGUUGCUCAAAGUCUUGUCUAUAUAUCUUCAUGUGUUAAUCCAAUAUUAUAUGCAUUUUUAUCUGAACCAUUUCGUAAAGCGUUUAAACAAUUUUUAACAUGUUCGAAUGUAUUAUCAAAUCAUUUAGUUAAUCAUAAUAGUAGUGAAACAGUUACAGCAAGUAAAACAUAUUGUGUUGUACAACGAAAAACAAAUAAAUCAUUACCAUUAAAAGCACAUAUAAAUAAUCAUCGUCGAAUAAAAACUGGGACUAAUUCAAUGACAACAUCAUCCGAACGUAUUAAAUAUGAUCUUGUAUCGAAUACACAUAUAACUAGUUUAAAUUAA